GGCAAACCACAGGUGCUGCAGUACCAAGAACUACAUUACGACCGACAACCACGUAUCCAACGACAACUAGUUCGAGGACUACUCAUCCUCCCGCAACUACCACUUUGUUUAGACGUACGACGUCUUCUGCAAGACAGACAACAACUGUCGCUUUACCAAGAACCACUUUACGACCGACUACCACGUAUCCAACGACAACUCGUUUGGGAACGAAUACUCAUCCGCCAACUACCCCUCUAAUUAGACGUACAACAUCUUCUUCUGGGCAAACCACAAGUGCUGCAGUACCAAGAACUACAUUACGACCGACAACCAAGUAUCCAACGACAACUCGUUCGAGGACGACUCCUCCUUCGGAUACUACCACUUUGUUUAAAGGUACAACGUCUUAUGCAGGGCAAACAACAACUGUUGCAAUACCAAAAACUACAUUACGACCGACAACCACGCAUUCAAGGACAACUCUUUCGAGGACGACUCCUCUUUCGACAAGUACCCCUCUACUUAGACGUACAACGUAUUUUUCAG
Molecule: messenger RNA, 528 nt
Organism: Anneissia japonica
Lineage: Eukaryota; Metazoa; Echinodermata; Crinoidea; Comatulida; Comatulidae
Product: salivary glue protein Sgs-3-like
Exons: 4
Source: RefSeq, a predicted model, not a curated record